Molecule: messenger RNA, 769 nt
Organism: Anneissia japonica
Lineage: Eukaryota; Metazoa; Echinodermata; Crinoidea; Comatulida; Comatulidae
Product: cytochrome c oxidase subunit 7A-related protein, mitochondrial-like
Exons: 3
Coding region: 105-464 (119 amino acids)
Biological process (GO): regulation of oxidative phosphorylation; mitochondrial electron transport, cytochrome c to oxygen; mitochondrial respirasome assembly
Source: RefSeq, a predicted model, not a curated record
GGGGCGUUAGGUGGAGCGAUAUCCAUUGUUUUUUUUCCACUUUAUUUCACUUCCCUACAUAAUCAUAGGCCUAGUUUGUUUUUGGCCGAUGCAUACUCCAUAAAAUGGCUUUCAGAUACAACACAUCGACUGGGAAAUUAUCUCCCAGUACACCACAGUUAGCCUACAACCCUGAAGGUAUAAAGAAAUUGAAGUGUGCCGACCCCCCAAAGAUCCAAUGGGCUGUCAAACCGAUGCCACCAGCACCACAGUACAGUCCUCUAGGAGGUGACCAAAUAUUUGGAAGUUUAAUAAGAAAUAGGGUUUAUGAGAAAUGGCCACUGUUUCAGGCAAAUGAUGGCGUUCCAGUGCACUUAAAACGAGGAGCAAGGGAUCGAGUAAGCUUUAUGCUCUUUGCUGGAUUUGUUGGUUGCUCUACUCUAUAUACGUUAUUUCAACUUGGACGACUAAUAAACAAAAAAUAGCAAUGCUAAAUCUUACAAAUUAUUAAUAAACUACAAGAUAACAAGAUAGAUAUGAAGUUGCCUGAUAUUGCUGAUCCUCCAUUUAGCAUUCACAAAUGAGAAUAGUUUUAUUAACAUCUUGAAAAGUAAGGACUGUUAAUUAAAAUGUGUGAGUUUGUUUUUGUUGCAGUACAGGAAAUAAGGACAUUUGAAACAGAUAUACUUGGUGUGAAGAAAUAAUUGUUUUGAUAUUGUAACUUGAUUGUGUACUUUAUCCAUAGUACAGAGAAUAUUGCAAUAAAUGUUGUGAAUGCGUUGUUGAAAAA